GGGUGGGGUGCACAUAUCAACCAAUAGCUGUCGUUUUUCUAAGUGGUCUAAAAGAGUCUGGGGAGAGCGCGCGGUAAACCAAAGAUAUUCUAGGCCUCGUUUUCAAGAUGGCGGCCAGCGAAAACGUAGUAAACAUGUAUCCAUAACGUGGAAAUUUUUAAACUGAGUAUCAGGCGAUUUUAUUUUUCAAAAGUCGGAGAGGAAAAAUAAAAGUACGCCUGACACAAAUACUAGACGCGACGCCUGCCGCCCCUUUUCAGGCCACUGUCAAAAUACGUCGGCUGUCAAUUUUCCAUUGACUCGCGUGGUGGCACAAUCAAAUGCCAAAAUCAAAUUAUAAACAGCAUUUAUGUAAAACAAAACUACAUCAGUGUUAUAUGCAAAGGUAAUAAUUUUAGUAACGACGAACCCCAGUGAGGGUAACUUUAUGCUAAAUGAUUUGAACCGCAAAGAUAGUUCACGGCUCAGGAGAUUUACGAUUUAAGUAUAUUACUGCAGAUCCACACAUCACUAAAUUACAUCAGGAUAUGCACAUCACCAAUUUACUACAGGCUUUUUCGUCUAAAUAGACAAACCGCUGCUUGAACACAAUUGCCAUUAUUUGAUAAGCUCACUCAAUCAACAACUCGGGGGAAGUACCGCAAACAAUCCCAAAUAUUAUUUGUGCACUCACAGACAAAUUUCUCGAAUAUUCGGCGCCUGGUCUGUCUAAAAAUUUUAUAGCUACGACUAAUGAUGUCUGUUGUAAUAAGCAGCUUCUACGACGUCCAGCGCCUUUGAUAUACGCUGUGUCUACUUGCACGGCUUCCGGCAAAGGAGGGAAAAUAACUAGCUGCACGGCUGUCUCCAGUUUUCUUGAUUUUUAGCCUAAAUAACAAGUUUCUGGCUUUAAAACACUUCCACGAUUAUUUAGAACAGCCAAGCGACGAUUUUUAGCCUGAAAAGCAAUGCAACAAGCGGCCCGCAAAUGCUCGGCAAAAUAUGAACGAAGCGUGGAGUUAGACACCUCGUUUUUUUCCCUUCUUUACCGAAAGCCGUGCAAGUAGACACUGCGUUUGAAAUAACUAGUAGAUGUUCGCUUCGAAAAACGAUACCAAUGAGAAAUAAACACAUGCCUGACCGGCCUUGGCAAAACAUUUGGACAUCUAACCUGAGUAUCAGGCGGAAUUUUUCCGAAGAAAAUGAAGAGAGGAAAAUAUUUUUUUUUCUAAAUUUUAUAAAAAAAAACAAUUUCUCUGAUUCUGCUAACGCAAGGUCAAAAGCACUUUUGGAGUCCUACAUUAGUAUAGUACUUGAGUUUGUUUUGUAUUUUGCCAUAAAUUUUAUCACUGUAUAUUUGUUUAUUGAAAAACCUUUUGUUUGGGAAAACGAACCUAAUCAAGUACAGAGAUUUAUUGGUAAAAUGAAUAUGAUUGCAGGUACCAAAUUGUCAAUAAACGUGAUAUGUGAAAAGGUUUGCCUAUUUUUGUUACGAUGUUUUCUUGAGCUAUACCUUUUCAAAACUCGAAACUCCAGGCUCGUACACAGGGGGAUGCGCAGGGUGCGCGCGCACCCCCCUCUUGGCGGCCAAAGGUAGGUCAUUUCUUAUUAAGAAAUCUUUAAAUACUAUGCUUUUUCCAUAUAAUACAUAUGACUGCGCAUCCCCCCCCCCCUCGGCCAAUCCUGGGUACGCGUCUGACUCGGGUGAGGCCUGACAUGGCAAACAUUUCUUAAUCGUAUGGAGUAAAAAAAAAAGAUUGUAUUUUUGUUUCUUGCUUCAUAACAAUGUCAUGUCUCUGGUCGUUUGUGUUGGAACAAUUUCAAGCUUUUUUCCUGUAUGUAGCAUGUUUCCGUAGCUUAGUUAAAUUGCCUAGCAAAUUCCAAAGAGACCAGAAAGUGGAUGGCAAGCUUGUUUUGGCCGAUACUUUGGGAUUGCAGUCUGGCCGUGUAUAGGAUAAUAUGGACAUAAUCGAGAUUCGAAAAAUAAAAUCCAAGACUUUAUUACUUUACAAUGACGGUGCAUAUCAGAAGGGGGUAGAUAUUUGCAAAAAAAUAAUGAUUUGUUAAUUUUCAUAAGAAAAGAACGCUUCUUGAUCUUCGUGAAGGAAGCGCGCCAUUGAAAUUAUGAUAUUUGUAGAUAUGGGUUACCUGCGGAUUAUGCUAAUACUUCCAAGAAAGCAAAUCGGUAGUUUCCGGCUUUACGGGGAACGAAAUCAGUUGUCAUAAUUUUCUCUUUAAUAUGGACUCUCUCACAAAGCAUACCAGCAAAAACUCAAGUUUUCUCUGGUCAUGAAUAGCUGCACUACUUGUGUAUUUGCUUCGGAAGCUAGUUCUGGCAUAGUAACGUUAGGAGACUAACGUUAAACAAUGGUAUAUACAUAAUGCUUCGUAGAUUUUGGUCAGAGCCAAGCAUAGAAUGUAGAAGACUGUGAGAUGUAGACGGCUAUGGCUCAUCGACAAAGUGCUGAUACCAGUUUAAGAUGCAAGAAUCCAAAAUGCGAUUCUCACCUUGCUGCGAUAGACUUUCUUGUACUCGGCACCAUACCCCCCUCGCAGAUGCAUCUGGCGGUCAAACCUGGAUGCGAGAUACAUCUCGGCAAUGUGAGAAAGGUGCCAAAUCACGACACGGACGUCAAAAAAGUUGCCAGGAUGCCCUUCAAGAUUGUUUGCGCACGUUGUGACACCCCAAUUGGUUCUGUUACUAUCAUCGAAGGCCAGCAAGUAUGGUGCUUCAAGGUGGAGACGGUAUAUGUACUCGCCCGUGGCCAGCGGAUCGAGAACAAAAGGCUAAAGAACAUAAGCGAGAGACUUAAGGAGAUAGGAGUUACCGAGCUCAAGCUAACUCAAAGACGUCCUAUUCCCACCGAAUUGCUAUAUGCAGAUCAAUCUUCACAGGCAUUGAUUUACUGCGAUGCUUCUAGACUUACAGAAGAUCACAUUUUGCAUUUGGCCAAAGACACGCCCCGCGAUUAUCAGCGCGAACUAUUCAUAUCUGCCAUUCAAAGGAACUCGUUGGUCUAUUUGCCGACGGGUUCAGGCAAGACUUUGGUGGCUGCCAUGGUUAUAAGCUGCAUGCUGAAACUGAACCCGGAUAAGAUGGCUGUGUUUGUUGUUGAUAGAAUCAACCUAGCACAUCAACAAAGCGCCUACAUUCAAAAGCAGUGCCCGAAACUGAAUGUGAAGACCCUUGUGGCGGGCAAUGACCCCAAUCCUAAUCACGAAGCUGAGAUGAGCGCCGUAUUGGGAGCUCUGGCUCGAAAGCAGAUAGAUGUGCUGGUGUUGACGCAUCAGAUUCUACUUAACCACUUAGCAGAUGACGAGGGACUUAUUCGUAUGCCAAACAUAUGUGCCCUUGUGUUUGACGAAGCUCACCACUGUAUUGGAAACCAUCCGUACAACAAGAUAAUGAGCGACUUCUACGUCAAGACUGCCGACAAGUACAAGCCUUUGGUGCUCGGGCUAUCAGCUUCCCCUGCCGGUAGUACUGAUUUGGCUAAGACUAGACAUAACUUGCAGUGUUUGCUAGAAAAUCUGUGUGCAUCUCCUGUACUGCCAGUUAACUCGAGAGAUCUCGAGAUGUAUACAAACUUGCCUGAAAGCUUUUUUAGCGUGGUUCCUUUGACAAUGCAGCAGCAACGCUUGAACGACAGCUUGGAGGCAUUCCUGCAAAGCGCAAGUCGCAAGCUCGAGGACAUGGCUGAGGGAUGCUUUGGUGAGUUAAGAGACUUCCACCCUUCAAUGCCCAAUUUCAGAGGAGGUUUGAGAACCCUUAUCGGUAAAUGUCACUUAGCAAGAAACAUCAAAGGUCAUGCUCUUGGAGAGCUCAUGACACAUCUUCUUGCUGCUCUUGAAAUGAACAGUGUCUUAGGUUUGACCUACGCAGUUGAGUGCCUCAAGGAGUGUUUCCAGGUUAUGGAUAACGCCUCAACGCCCAUGGAAAUGGAGAAGAAAGCGCUGACUAGACACGAUCCCGACCUUAGCCGCGUAAGGGACGCAAUUCGAGAACUAGACCAAGGACGAUAUGAUUGCUUGGGAAUUAAACAGAAGGAUAAGUUUCAGUUCCUUCUGGAGGAACUCACGUCUUUUACUGAUAAGACCAAGCAGGAUGACAAUUCGAGAGGUAUCAUUUUUGUGAGGAUGCGUAGAACGGCAUAUAAGCUAUGCGAACGCCUGAAGGGUUAUGAUGUCAUCUCGGAAUACUUAAAUCCUACUGCCAUUGUUGGCCACGGCGGAGGCGAUGGAAUGUCGUGGUAUGGUGAGCAGGAGGUAAUUCUGAAGAGCUUUCGUACAGGUCGCAUCAAGCUCCUUAUCUCCACAAGUGUACUAGAAGAAGGUCUUGAUGUUCCGGUUUGUAACCUAGUUGUCCGGUUCGACAGUACCAUGAAUCUAAAGUCACUGGUUCAGAGCAGAGGAAGGGCCUCACGCCGAAGUGAUAGUCACUUUGUGGUGCUGUGCAGUAAUGGCAAAGAGAAGCAAGAGGUGGAUGAGUUAAAGCUAAAAGAAGCCAAUAUGAAAGAGAGUAUGAGGCUAUUUUACUCAACAUCCAAUAGGAGCUCCCAGGCCACGAGAUAUGCCUGUACUGUCGGGCUGCCAGGUGUCUCUGUCACGUGCGAAGACACCAAAAUGGAAUCUGAUGAGAUGCGUCGUGUUCCCAAGGUGUCUAAAGUUGGCGUAGUCGUGCACAACAUCCAAUCGCAGCAACAGAUAAAAGAUUUUUUCAAGGGUAGCUUUAGUGUUUCUUCUUGCGAGCAGAUAAAACACAAAAGGGAACUUUGGUCAAUGCUUGAAAGCACCGAAUCGGACCAGGGAUCGGACGGAGUGCAUUCGUUGCGAUUUAUUCUUUCUGAGACGGCAGAAAAGAAGGCACGAUCGGGCUGGAGCACUCUCUCUGAAUCUAUCAGAAACGCCUGGUGCUCAAGAAUGCGGGGCCACGAGCCCGACGCAUGGCUCGAGCUUGAGAUGAGAAAGGCAAGACCGAGUGAUCCUGUAGAACAAGUGGUCGCAGACUCCUUACAACUGGGCUUUUUUCGCCAGAGAAACGAAUUCUGCUCUCAAUGGCCAAACCAGCAAGACCUUGCUCCAAGUCACAUACGCCUCUUGUUCCAGCAUGACCUGAAGACACUGGCAAUCGUAUUCACGAUCGGAGAACUUCUUUAUGAGUUUGAGAUUCGCUACAGCGAACUAGAGAACUUUAUUGUGGUCAACGAUUCCCCACAGAAUAAUCCAGGGCGAAAUGUACAUGCUUUCCUAUCAAUAAAAAACCCUCCUCGAAUAUUUAAAUCACUAGAGGGAGAUCUGUGGUGUGAAGUUGGGAAUCAAGAAGAAGGCUAUAGCUCGGGAGAGGAAUCCACAGAUGAAGAAGAAGAUGAUGAUGAUAGCGAUGCCGACAUUGGCUUAGACGUUGGUAAUCUAGUCGAAGGAUCAGGAGAUGGUGAAGAGAUGUUGGAUGUAGAAGAGGAAGAGCCACAAGAGGAACGACAGGAAAGUCACGAGGACGAUGAUGAAUCAAAUCAACAGGAAGAGUACGAUCAGCAACAAUCGCUGCAGCAUCCAUUGCUGCUUGUUCUCGAUAAUAUUACUCAGUGGGAUAGAGUUUCUCGUGUGCCAGACGACAGGCAUGAUGCCAUUGGUAAAUGCAAUGUGUUGAAACUAAAGAUUUCAGGAUCAUGCGUUUAUAGCUGGGAGUCUGUGAGCGAAAGUUUGCGCCGCUGGGAUAAGCGUACAUACCAUGCGCGAGUCGACGAAGUACAAGGUUAUAUUCCUAUUCGUUUCAACGUUUCCCCAAGUCUAAGUGAUGAAGUCAAGUAUGCAGCCGCCUGUCUUGUAUCUACACAUCCAGUUCUCCCGGGUCGUGUAAGCGUGGACUUUUUCUCAGGUCUAAGAAACAAGCCGAACAAAACCGCGGUUGGGGCUCUGAAUGGUCUCACGAAGGUUUUAGACAGGAAUCUCUUUUGUCAACCAAAGGCUAUAUUGGAAGAUCUGCUUGCUAAGCCCUGGACCAGUGAGCUCCCGGCACCUGGUCAUUGCGCAUAUUUAAAGCGUCUCAUUCUCACCCCAACAAGGCUAAUAUUUCGCCCUCCGGAAAUCAUGCAAAAGAAUCGGGUCCUCCGAAACUACAACCCUGGCGACUUUUUGUGUGUCAACAUCCGAGAUGAAGACUUCUCUCGAGUCACUUCAACCAGUGCAAACCUGUCCCCGGUAUUGAAUCAUCUCAAAGAGGUUAUGGAUCAGGGAAUCAAUGUCUCUGGUACCAGAUACGAGUUUCUUGGCUGCUCCAAUAGUCAGCUUCGUAAUCACAGCUGCUGGUUCGUUAAAUCUGACUGCGACCCGAGCGCUAUUCGAAGGUGGAUGGGGGACUUUUCUAGUAUCAGGUGCGUGGGUACGUAUGUGUCGCGUAUGGGCCAAUGUUUUUCGACUUCCCUGGAUACUGUUGGAAUUACAGUGGAUGGGAUUGAAUGCUUGGAGAAGGAUGACAUUCAAACAGAAGAGAAGUCUUAUACGUUCACCGAUGGAAUCGGUGGCAUUUCAUCUCAGCUGGCGCGAAAGGUUACGAUCAAAAUUGGGAAAGAUUUCAUACCCUCUGCCUUCCAAAUUCGAUAUGCCGGAUGCAAAGGAGUGUUAGCCGUCGACAAAAGUCUCGGUGAGAAGCAGUUAUUCUGUCGUCCGAGCAUGCGCAAGUUCCAGUCCUCGCACCGUCGCCUAGAAGUGCUCCAGACGUCACGACCUCAAGCGGUUUAUCUAAACCAUCAGGUCAUAAUGCUGCUUUCAAACCUUGGUAUCUCGGAUGAUGUUUUCAUGUCUCUUCUCGAGAAAACACUAGACAACCUAGGAGGUACAUUGUUAGACGAGCGGCUAGCCAUGAGACAGCUGAGCUCUGCAGUAAAAAGAGGUAUAUCCUACCGUGAUCUGUUUGAUGCCGGAGUCCAUCUGACUGUGGAGCCGUUCUUUCGAUCCCUGAAUGCUGCUGUAUACCGAGAUCGCCUAAUGCAGCUACUAAUGAAGGCACGAAUGCAGCUGCCCCUUGAAUCCGCACGACUGAUGAUGGGCGUGGUCGACGAGACAGGGGUGUUGGAGUACGGCCAGGUUUUCGUGCAGUAUUCUGCUGCAUCUAAUGACCCCAGAAGCGACAAGGAGUUUGAGCUGAGUGACAAGCGAGUUCUUAAAGGCCCUGUGGUGGUCACAAGAAACCCUUGCUUACAUCCGGGAGAUGUUCGACGGCUUGUUGCCAUAGAUACGCCUAAGCUCAGACAUCUUGUUGACUGUGUCGUAUUUCCCAAAACCGGUCAAAGACCACACCCAAGCGAGAUGGCUGGUGGGGACCUCGAUGGAGAUCUGUACUUCGUGUGCUGGUACAAGCCUCUGAUCCCAUCCCAAGAGAUAUCUCUCUACGAUCCAAUGGACUACAAGGCUCCGCCAAAGCGCGAGGACCGAACAGAGAUCACUUCAGCAGACAUGACACAAUACAUAGUGGACUAUAUUCGCAUGGACAUCCUUGGUGUUAUCGACAACUCGCAUAAGGCCCUGGCAGACAAGCUCAAGAAAGGAGUACAAUCCGAAGAAUGUCUUUUCCUUGCUGAAGCUCAUUCAUACGCCGUUGAUGCACCUAAGACGGGUCAAUGGCCAGACUUGAAUGGUUUAAAGCUUCCUAAAAGUUACCCUGACUUUAUGAUGAAAACCGACAAACCAACGUAUCGCUCCAAGAAGCUCCUUGGGAAGCUCUAUCGCUCCUGUCGUUCAUUCAAGAAAUUGGCCGAAGAUAGCGCCCCUAAAGAAAUCACCAAACCCUGUCUGGACCCGAAUCUGCUGGUAGCAGGUUAUAGGAGGUUUCUUGACGAAGCGAAAAAUGUAUACCAAGAAUACUGUCUCAGACUUGACCACAUCAUGGGUAUUUAUGGUAUAAAUACCGAGGCGGAGCUAUUUUCAGGUUGCUUUAGAUUGCUUUACCAAAGGCUAAGCCGCGAACGCACAGAAGUGGCAGAAGUGGUAAGUGGACUACUUCAGGAUCUCCGGAAGUUGUUCAGGGGAAGGUUUUUUGAAGAGUUUGGUCUUGAUGGUACCUGCCUUAUGAAGCAGCACGACGAAAGAGUUCUCCAGAAAGCAUCUGCCUGGUACUAUGUGUCUUACGCAGCAGAGGAAACAACACAUCAACAACGCUUCCUAAGUCUUCCUUGGCUUGUGGAUGAAAUCAUGGCUCUGAUCAGAAUCCGUUCACGAAGUCAUACGUUCCUACCAGACUUCAUCAGGAACACAAAUGCUCCGCCUGAAAAUCACGCUGUUAGUCCAAGGGAGGCUGAACUCAGCGACUCUCUCUUUGAACUUGUAAAGAAGGACAAGGAGAUGUUGCUGAUGGAGUACAAGAAGAGGUGCAGCAGCCUUACGCAGAUCCAAAUGUCAUUGCGAAGGGCUGGCAGAUUCCACCUCGCUCUAUUUGGUUCCUCGGCGACAUUCUUGCUUCGCGAAGACUCGGACGUGGACGUUGUUGUCUUGACCAGCGAGUGCCUAAACACUGGAAUGAUCCAGCAGAAAGUGAGCAGGAAAGACCAACUUCGACUCCUUAGGUAUCUUCAGCCUUACCUGAAGAACCUUUUUAAGAGAAUCCGCCUUGUGGAUAGAGCGACGGUACCGGUCGUCUUAUGUCAGAAAUUUAAACCGGUCAUACCGGCUCCAGAUGCUUUUAAAGCUCCUUUUGACUUUAGCGCAUCACGGGAAGGCCUCCUGAAAGCUGCUCUUCUGACGUCAUACAUCAAGUCAUUCCCAGGCCUCUUGCCUAUUCUUCGUUUUCUUUUGAUCUGGGGACACCGCAGCGGGCUGACGGGGCAUCGUGGUCACGUGGGCAUUAACACAAACGCCCUCGUCUUUAUCACGCUUGCAUUUUGUGUUUCAAAAGGAUUCAUCCAAGAACUGAAGAAAGAAACUAUCGACGCAGCCAUGAAAAAGAUGGUGAAUCCGGGUCAAGAAUUGACAGAAUGGGAAAAUGUUCUUGGAAAUCUAACUGGUGUUCAUGGACGUCGGAAAUACAUGCAGGUCACAUUGAACGGACAUACUCUUGGGGGUGUACUCAUGUCAUUUCUGGCAGAGCACUCUAGGAUUAACAUCCUCGCCUUCACCCCGUCCAUAGCGGCUGUAGCGGGAAAGACACAUGUCCGAUAUCUGGUCAGCAAACAGCAAUUGGACCGCCUGUCAGAGCAUAUGCAAAGAGCACAGAUGUCUCUAGCUUUAAAAAGUGACCUUGCCGACUUCCUGUGCCAAAGCGCAACUGAGAUGCGACGUGCUCUCCCUCUGUCAAAUGGUGUUUCUUGCCUGAUCCGUGGAGCGGAGCGCAAGACGGCUAAGAUGCUGCAGCAGAAGACUGGGGCCAAGAUCACAAUUCGCCCAAAGGUCCGCUGCUCUACCUUUUGUCUGAUUGUGGAGGCCCGCGGGACAGAAUUUGAGGUAGAUGGUGUAGAGCAACUGCUACAGGAGAUCACAAGCUCGUCCAGCGCGAACAAAGCCGCCAUCAUGUCUGUCUGCUUCGUCAAAGGAUCCAGUCAAAUGCUCUUUGAAGGCUCUUGUAGCAAAGCAGACCCAGUAAAAGUAGAACCCUACUCAUCCCACCACCACCCGCAGCAUGACGGUGCCCGCCUCUUUGUUCCCUUACUUGCAACUCCACCCGCCUUUUACAUGGACGCGUCUCAAAGCUACGCAUACAAGUGCUACAGAGAGAAGUUUAUCACUCAGUUUCAUCUGGCGGACCGAGACUUUGAUGCUUCUGUGCAUGGAACCAUGGAGUUUGUGGUGCACUUUGGAAGAAUAUACAUCUUCCGGGUUCCCAAAUCCUUUAUUGAAGACGCGGAGUCGGUUACCAUUCAAAUGUUGCAAGCGAACCUCCAGAAAGGCUACUCCAAGGGUCUUGCAACAGAAAAGCAGCGGGAUGUCGGAAAAAGCAGAGGUACUUCAGGUGUGCGUCUCGUUCCACACGUUGAAUCGAAUCGUGAACGCAAGCGGAAAAAGCCAAUAAGGAAACCCGAAGAAGACAAGAAGGUGAAAAAACUCUCUGAAAAACCGACAAAAAGUUCGUUUUUCACUCAGGUGACCCCUGGAGCCGAUGUUAGGAAGUUUUUGCUCUCUAAGGGAUUCGCGGUCUACGGCAGCUGUGAAGAGUUCGAAGUCAACAUGAACUCACAUAGGCAGGACAUCAACGUCACGUUUGAUGAGACGUUCCAGUUCAAAGAGCUCUGCUUUCCACAUCUUCGCUGGUGCCUGUCGGACGUCAAGCGAAGAUGGAAGCCUUCAUCAUCAGUAAACUUAGAUGGCAUUGAAAGUGACAUCAGAUUCAUGUUGCGAUCCCGGCGUGCCUUGCCAGAAAGUGACAUCCGGGACACCGAGUAUGAAACGUUCAUGAGUGCCCUGGAACCGAGGGACGGUGUCGAACUACAAGCAGCAACGAAAUUUAACAUCAUGUCGGAGGUCUGGGCGGAUGUGAAUAUGGUGCGUCACAAGAAGACAUCGUGUUUCAAACCAACGCCCCGGUCUUCCCGCUCACUGACGCGCUUACAGAUAAACCUGUGUGACGUCACUGAGCACUCUCGACCCAUUCCUACCGCCGUCUCGUGCUUCCGUAAGAACUUCACUCGGCAAGAAGUUUCGAUCCAUGCUGCCUUACCAUCACGAUGGACAGACAAAGAAGAACUGGACGAAUUCCUUCUCGACGUGUGGAAAUUCUCGUUUGAGCUGUCUUCGUUUCUUUCCGAUAAGAUCGAAUACCAUUGACAGAUCGAACAGAGACAAAAUAGCAUCCGGUAAACUCAUCGGGCAGCAUUUCAUAGACGUCUACCAACCACCAUUCGGGGAUAAAGCACUUUUGAAGGCCAAAGCACAGAUGAAUGUGGCCGUGCACAGUAAAGUGAGCUAGUGUACAGUCUGCCACAGCAGUUAUUUCUUAUAUAUCGUAUCACUAUCAUUUGUUCUUAUUCCAGGGGCGGAUACAAGGGGUGGAUUGGGUGGAUAUCCACCCCCCUUUUCGAGUAAAAAAAAUGAAAAUCACUUUGUUUGAUGGACGGGAGGUACUUUUCACGUGCCUUCACCUGCUUGACUUUGCUGACGCGACAAAUGCAAUUCAGCAUGAAGUGUUAGAUCCACGUGACCUACCAUGUGAAGAACCACUGGAUCUGUUAUGAGCCCGCUAACCGGCCAUUAUCCCCCCCCCCCAUUUGAAAUUCUAGAUCCGCCCCUAAUUAUAUUAUAAUAUGAACAUAUAAAUAUCAUUUUAUAUUUGUUAUUUCUAACUAUUACUAUCGCUAUUACUCUCUUAGUUUUAACGGGCAUUUCAAUCAAAGUUGUCUCAGAAAUAACGUUUUUAAGUAAUCACAAGUUUUUCCAAAUUGCCCAGUCAAUUUAGAGCAUUUAGAAAUAAAUAUAUAACAUUGUA
This is a messenger RNA of Nematostella vectensis (starlet sea anemone), 11386 nucleotides long. RefSeq lists its product as uncharacterized. Gene Ontology annotation, cellular component: nuclear RNA-directed RNA polymerase complex. The transcript has 13 exons. Gene Ontology annotation, biological process: siRNA processing. Lineage: Eukaryota; Metazoa; Cnidaria; Anthozoa; Actiniaria; Edwardsiidae. Gene Ontology annotation, molecular function: ATP binding; DNA binding; RNA-directed RNA polymerase activity. The record is from RefSeq and is a predicted model, not a curated record. Bases 2425 to 10728 code for a protein of 2767 amino acids.